AUGUCGGCCGUGGUAACCCCUCUGACCAUGGAGUCCCUCGGCGCCAAGGUGGAUCAGAUCGCCACCGUCGUGACUUCCAUGCAGUCGGCGUGGGCUGGUGUGCUGCAGACGCCCGCGCCGCCGCCGUUCCCACCGCCGUCGGCAUCCACCAUGGCUGCGCCCGCGGCGUCCUUCUCCUACGGGAUGCCGCACAGCGGACCGAUGCCGCUCCACCACCUGCAGUGGCCACCCUCGUUGUCGCCCCUGCCGGAGUGGCUGCGCGCCCAGAUAGCGGCCUCAGCGCCGUCGUCCUCAACGAUCACCACAGCGUUCCCAUCUACACACACACCGCCAGCAACGCUACCGGCCUCCGUGCUUCCUCCCGCCAGCGGCGUCCUCUACGGAGGCGUGGACGUACCGCUGCUCCUCAGCUCGCCUCUAGCCGCGGUUACCCAAGCAACCGGGCCGGUAGACCCUGGCCUCGCGGCGUUCCUCGCCACGGUCUCCCAGGGGGGCGAAAUUAUACAAGCUCAAGUUUGCAACGUAUGA
This is a messenger RNA of Sorghum bicolor (sorghum), 528 nucleotides long. RefSeq names its product ethylene-responsive transcription factor ABI4-like. Lineage: Eukaryota; Viridiplantae; Streptophyta; Magnoliopsida; Poales; Poaceae. The coding region runs from base 1 to 528 and encodes 175 amino acids. The record is from RefSeq and is a predicted model, not a curated record. The transcript has a single exon.